Molecule: messenger RNA, 3245 nt
Organism: Strongylocentrotus purpuratus (purple sea urchin)
Lineage: Eukaryota; Metazoa; Echinodermata; Echinoidea; Camarodonta; Strongylocentrotidae
Product: myb-like protein X
Exons: 10
Coding region: 74-2845 (923 amino acids)
Cellular component (GO): nucleus
Molecular function (GO): zinc ion binding
Source: RefSeq, a predicted model, not a curated record
CAGAUUUACUCAAGAUUCUAUCGUCCAAUGUGUUUCAUUGCAGAUACUUUUCUAAUAGAUCUGAUUUUUCAGCAUGGCAGAGAAUGAACUAUUGAGUGGAAUUGAGGAGUUUCUUUCUCCAGUAAAGCAUGAUCCCUCAGACAGAGAGUACACCCCACCACCAAGGCAGAAGAAGCAGAAGGUUAAGAGAAGGCCAACGCACAAAGCCAUUUGCCCCAAGAAUCCCAGCAGAAGACUCAUAUUUUCUUCUCAAGAUGAAGAAGAGCCUUCUCCACUUAGACAUUGCAAUAAGAAGAAAAGGAAGAUGAAAUGCAGGAAGAGCAGAGGGUCCAAGAAACAGAAGUUUACCGGUCGCGACGUCGAGGUUUCAGGAACCUGGGUCCAGUGUACCGACAAGGAGUGCAUGAAAUGGCGUUUCUUGUUGGACAUCACUGACCCGUCUCAUGUACCGGACGUCUGGACAUGUGAAAUGAAUUCAGAUACGUCACACAAUUCAUGCCUUCUACCAGAGCAAGACUACUCUACCCUGGACUUUGUUCACGCCAACUUUACAGAAGGCUCACUUGUAUGGGCAAAAAUGCAGGGAUUCCCAUGGUGGCCCGCUAUGAUUGAAGAAGAUCCCGAUUCUGAAUUGUGCCUAUAUCCAGAUCCAGUGACAGGAUAUGUGACCGACUACCAUGUUGUUUUUCUUGACAAGAAAGUCACAAGAUGCUGGGUCAAGGUUUCCAAUAUCCAGAAAUAUGAAGACGCAGCAUGUCCUGGUUCCAUGACCCUCAAAGGUCAUGAUUACUCACAGAAGAUAAAGGCAGCUAAAGAAAUAGCAGACGGGGCGCUGAAACUACCAAUUAAGGAGAGGAUCAAGACAUUUGGAUUCAGUGCACGCUUCAAGGGUCCCUGGGGUGAGGAGAAGGAAAGGACAAGCGAUGAAAGUCAACAUGCAGGUAAAGAAUAUCCUCCAAAGAUUUACUUAAAGAUAAAGUUGAGUUCUGAGCCACGCAAGAUGAAAUGCCCUAAACCAAAGAAGCGGGUCAUCGUAGGCCCCAAACCCAAGAAACGGGUCAUCGUCGACGAGGAUUCCAGCCUUCCCGGCUCACUCCUAAGCCACUCCGACAUGGAUGAUAUCCUGGAUGAGGCCGAAGCACUUCUAGGAGAGGUCCAGAACAUAGUCAUGGAGGUGGAGGAUGAGGUCCAAGAGAGCCUUCUUCAAGAGAUGGAGAUAGGUGAGAAAGGAUCACCAUCUAAGAAAAGGGAAGCAGACGGUUGCAAAGACGACGAACCACCUGCUAAAGAGAGAAAGGGGACAUCUAAGAAGAUGGAGGACAAGAGUUCAUCUAAACAUAAGACAGGGGGAGGAGAAAGAUCAGAGAAACCAUCGAAGGAGAAACAAACCUCUGAGAUGAAACUGUCCAAACAACUGGAAAGGAUUCAGAAGAAGAAGGAGGAAGAGAUGCGCAAGUUGGAACUAUUGGAAUUUGAAGUGAGAGAAAAGAUUGAGAGAAGAGAAAAGGAAAAGCAGGCAAAGAAGGACCUGAAAGCAAAGGGGAAGCAAGAGAGGGAGGAGAAAAAGCAGAGGGAAAAGGGGGAAGAACAGGAAAGGAAAGAUAGGGAGAAGCAAGAAGAGAAGGAAAAGUCCAAGCAAGAGAAGAAAGAAUUGAAGCAGAAGGAAAAGGAAGCUAAGAAGGAAUUAAAGAAGAAAGAGAAAGCCGAGAAGAAAGCUUUGAAAGGUGAUGCAGGAGAUGUCACUGAAGAUGUGGGAAAAGAAGAUGAUGCUGAAAAAGCUGCAAGGAAGGAGAAGAAACGCUUGGAAAAAGAAGAGAGGAAGAAAGUGAAGAAGGAGACAAAAGCGAAGAGAAAGGAGGAAAAGAAGAAAGAGGGCAAUGAUGGUAAAGUCACUGAUAAGAAAGAGAAAGGGGCAGGAAAGGUGAAACCUAGUUUCCAGAAAGCAAAGAAGCCAGUGUUCUCUGCACCAAAACGGAAAGCUGUAGAAGCAACCCCAGCGCUUCCAGAACAACCAACUCCUGCGGAAGAGUCUUCAGUCAGCAAAGAGAUAGGAGCGCUCAUCAAAGAGAUUGUUAAUGAGACAGACCAAACUACUAAAGUUGCCUUCGAGUCUUGUGUGACUUUCACUGAUGUCCCUGCAGAUACUUCUUCUGAUCUCCAAGUUACUCAGACAAGUCCUGCCAAGAGCAUCAAGAAACAGUUCAAGCCUAAAUUCAGCAUCAAAACCAAAGAUGGACACAGCCUUUCCGAGGCAAAUCUUCCCGAUUGUACAACAUCCUCAACCACCGCUCUUGCCAGUGGAGGUGGUCUGGAUGCUCUUGAUGAGGAGACGUCAGUCAACAUCAGCAAAAUCCUUGAGGUCAACACCAAACAGGACUGUUCGGAAACCUCAGAAGCAGAUCCAGCCAAAGAGAACAACAGCGAUCCUCUAGCAUUUCCUCUAUCUCAGAUGACGGGCAAGCAGCUGGAACUCCUGCCCAAGCCUGAGCACCAGGAAGACGCAAGUGAGCACCAAAGAGAUGCAAGUGAGCACCAGGAAGAUGCAAGUGAGCACCAACAAGACGCAAGUGACAAGCACCCUACCAACGCAGAGGAAGCUCCAAGGCAAGACUCCCAGCUCGGUAAAGCUCCAAAGAUUGAUGACGCCACCCUUGCUGAAACAACCAAACUCCUGAAGACACUGGACCCACCUGACAUCCUGGAGUGCAGCCCAGACCCAGCGGAUUGGUCCGAACCUGAUGAGCCUCAGACAGUUCCUGGGCAGAAGAGGGUGAUGGUCGCUACUGCUGCAGCAGCUAAUGGGAAUGAUAGCGAGGACUCUGAACCCUUUGACAUGGAAGAGUAAGUCUGUUUAAUCUAUAAAUACAGAGCUGCCAAAUAGUACCAAAUUUUCAGUAGUUUACACGGACAGUACUGAAUGUUUUAUACAAAAUUCUCUUUUGUGACGAUUGUAUUCAUGUAUUACAAAGUAUGUAUUUGAAAAAACUUGUUCCUUCAAACUUUUUAUUUUCUGCAAUGAAAAUUUCACCAGUGACAAAAAGAAAUUGUAGGUACAUGUAAGGAUUGUACGAUAAAAUAAUACUUCUGUUUUUAACUUGUUUUGGAUAGAACUUUUGAUUUGAAGUUGAUAAUACAGAAUGGCUCAUUGUGCAGGAAAAUUGGAAUACCUGUACAUUGAUGGUAAGUAAGCUUGAACAAUUUGUGUUCUCAUUUUCUAUGUAUUUUUUCUAUGUCGAGGAAUAAUA